Octopus sinensis (East Asian common octopus) is the source of this 1535-nucleotide messenger RNA. RefSeq names its product actin, cytoplasmic. Bases 226 to 1353 code for a protein of 375 amino acids. The record is from RefSeq and is a predicted model, not a curated record. Lineage: Eukaryota; Metazoa; Mollusca; Cephalopoda; Octopoda; Octopodidae. The transcript is spliced from 2 exons.
UUGCACAAAUCUUUCUCAGUCAGUCGCCAGCUUCGACACCAUUCACAUCUCAGUCCUUACUAUAUAAGUUAUUCCUUCAGUAGCUUUACCUUUUUGUCAGGUGAAAGUAAUUAAAGAUAACAAACAACUAAAAAGCCGGCACUGUCAACAACAGGGAAGAAAAAACUAAACACUAAAACUUUGUAAACCUUAGAAAGACGAAAAAACUUUAAACAAAACACAAACAUGGAUGAGGAAGUUGCUGCUCUCGUUAUUGACAAUGGAUCUGGUAUGUGCAAAGCUGGUUUUGCCGGCGACGAUGCCCCCAGAGCUGUCUUCCCUUCAAUUGUUGGUCGUCCAAGACAUCAGGGUGUGAUGGUUGGAAUGGGACAAAAGGACAGUUACGUCGGAGAUGAAGCUCAAAGCAAGAGAGGUAUUCUUACCUUGAAGUACCCCAUUGAACACGGUAUUGUUACCAACUGGGAUGAUAUGGAAAAGAUCUGGCAUCAUACAUUCUACAACGAGUUGAGAGUUGCACCCGAAGAGCACCCUGUCUUGUUGACUGAGGCUCCUCUUAACCCCAAAGCCAACAGAGAAAAGAUGACCCAAAUUAUGUUCGAAACCUUCAACACUCCUGCCAUGUAUGUGGCUAUUCAAGCUGUAUUGUCCCUAUAUGCUUCCGGUCGUACCACAGGUAUCGUCAUGGAUUCAGGUGAUGGUGUCACCCACACCGUCCCCAUCUAUGAAGGUUACGCCUUGCCUCAUGCUAUUAUCCGUCUUGAUCUUGCUGGUCGUGACUUGACAGAUUACCUGAUGAAAAUCUUGACCGAACGUGGCUACUCUUUCACCACUACUGCUGAGAGGGAAAUUGUUCGUGACAUCAAAGAGAAGCUCUGUUAUGUUGCUCUAGACUUCGAACAGGAAAUGCAGACUGCAGCCUCCUCUUCAUCUUUGGAAAAGAGUUAUGAAUUACCUGACGGACAGGUCAUCACCAUUGGCAACGAAAGAUUCCGAUCUCCAGAAGCUACAUUCCAACCAUCUUUCAUUGGUAUGGAAUCUGCUGGUAUCCAUGAAACAACAUACAACUCAAUCAUGAAAUGUGAUGUCGAUAUUAGGAAAGAUCUGUAUGCAAACACUGUAUUGUCCGGUGGUUCCACAAUGUACCCAGGUAUUGCUGACCGUAUGCAGAAGGAAAUCAGUGCCCUUGCACCACCUACUAUGAAGAUUAAGAUCAUUGCUCCACCUGAACGUAAAUACUCUGUAUGGAUUGGUGGUUCCAUCUUGGCUUCUCUGUCCACCUUCCAACAAAUGUGGAUUAGCAAGCAAGAAUAUGACGAAUCUGGCCCAUCUAUCGUCCAUAGGAAAUGUUUCUAAGUAUUAACUAUAUUAAUUUUUUAAUUGGAUUAAAAUUUCUAACAGCUAAAAGAUUGCCGAAUAUUCGUGUAAAUAAAACAAAACUUAUCGUGAUCGCAGUAAAAAAUAAAAAUUUAAGGUACUGGGCUGGUUUUUGUUUACUUUUCUCUUGCCCUCAUUCUUAGCAACUUUUGCUGUUGGUC